Carlito syrichta (Philippine tarsier) is the source of this 667-nucleotide messenger RNA. RefSeq names its product C-type lectin domain containing 19A (gene CLEC19A). The record is from RefSeq and is a predicted model, not a curated record. The coding region runs from base 107 to 667 and encodes 186 amino acids. Gene Ontology annotation, molecular function: signaling receptor activity. The transcript is spliced from 5 exons. NCBI's taxonomy places the organism in Eukaryota, Metazoa, Chordata, Mammalia, Primates, Tarsiidae.
CCUGGCAGACCCCGCCGAAACUAGGAGAGCAACCCUGGACCCAAUCUCCCGCCGAAGAGCCUCUCCCAUCCACUCAGACCAGGAGGUGGCUUUCUUGGGGCUCAGGAUGCAAAGGUGGAGGCUGUGGGCUGCAGCCUCCCUGACCCUUCUCUCUACACAGGCCUUUCCACAGACAGACAUCAGUAUCAGUCCUGCCCUGCCAGAGUUGCCCCAGGUUUCCCUGUGCCCGCUGUUCUGGAUGGAGUUCAAAGGCCACUGCUAUCGUUUCUUCCCUCUCAAUAAGACCUGGGCUGAGGCUGACCUCUACUGUUCUGAGUUCUCUGUGGGCAGGAAGUCCGCCAAGCUGGCCUCCAUCCACAGCUGGGAAGAGAAUGUCUUUGUAUAUGACCUGGUGAACAGCUGUGUUCCUGGCAUCCCAGCUGACAUCUGGACAGGCCUCCAUGAUCACAGACAGGAAGGGCAGUUUGAAUGGACUGACGGCUCAUCCUACGACUACAGCUACUGGGAUGGGAGUCAGCCAGACGACGGCAUCCAUGCGGACCCAGAGGAGGAGGACUGCGUGCAGAUAUGGUACCGGCCCACCAGCGCUCUGAGGUCGUGGAAUGACAACACCUGCAGCCAGAAGUUCCCCUUUGUCUGCAAGGUCCCAUCCCUAACCAGUCAUUGA